Messenger RNA from Pocillopora meandrina, 969 nucleotides. Lineage: Eukaryota; Metazoa; Cnidaria; Anthozoa; Scleractinia; Pocilloporidae. The record is from the annotation of a GenBank genome assembly.
AUGUUUGAACAGUUGACGCAUGAUUUGCGGAGCCUUCAGCGACAGGUAACGAGACUGCGUAGUCCUGUACCUGUACGAACAGUUGUAGCGAUGCUGCUGAAACGUCUGGGAAAAGGACUGGACUACAGAGAGAUCGGAGACAAAUUUGGAGUCGGUGCUUCUACUGCAUGCAUUAAAGUUAGCGAAGCUAUGAAACUCCUGGUUAGUUCCAAGAUGCACAUCAUAAGCAAAAUACAAAGAGGAAUAGAUUUCAAAAGAAUCAUAAAUGGUUUCCAGAGAAAGUGGAAUUUUCCCCAAUGUCUGGGUGCCAUUGACGGUACCCAUAUACCCAUAAAAGCCCCCCUCGUCCACCAUGGGGACUAUUAUAACAGGAAAUGUUUCCAUUCAGUUAUUUUGCAAGGUGUUUGUGACAGCCAGUGCUGCUUCACUGAUGUCUUUGCUGGCUGGCCUGGUCGAGCACACGAUUCUAGGGUGUUUGGGCGUUCUCAGAUAGGAAAUUUGAUAACAGAGGGAAGACUGAUUCCUGAUGAUUCAAAUUUGCGACGGGUUAUCGAUAACCACGUCAUUGAGCCAUUUCUUAUUGGGGAUCCAGCUUACCCCAUUUCCAAGCAUCUAAUGAAAAACUACCCAGGCAGCAAUCUCACACCUGAGAAAGAGCAUUUUAACUAUAGACUCAGUCACACCCGCAUACAGAUCAAGAGGGCAUUUGGACGGCUUAAAGAGAGAUGGAGAUGUCUGCUUAAGGCGUUGGAAUGCGAACUCGAUAAAGUUGUACUUCAUGCCACAACAGCCUGUAUCCUGCACAACAUGUGUGAAGAGCGAAAAGAGUGCUACCUCGAAGAGUGGAACAGGUUGGGUGAAGAUGCAAUUGGUGACCUACCUCGACCCGAUCCGCUGAACGAUGAUGACGCAGAUAGCAAUUCUAAUAUUAUUAGGAAUAUCUUGGCUCAUUUUUUGUACAACGACUGA